Molecule: messenger RNA, 4050 nt
Organism: Mercurialis annua (annual mercury)
Lineage: Eukaryota; Viridiplantae; Streptophyta; Magnoliopsida; Malpighiales; Euphorbiaceae
Product: putative multidrug resistance protein
Exons: 7
Coding region: 29-3787 (1252 amino acids)
Biological process (GO): transmembrane transport
Cellular component (GO): membrane
Molecular function (GO): ATP binding; ATP hydrolysis activity; ABC-type transporter activity
Source: RefSeq, a predicted model, not a curated record
AAGUUGAUCACUCUCAGUUUCAUACAAAAUGGGCGGUAAAGACGGCAUGUUCCGAUAUGCCGACAGCACCGACAAGCUGUUGAUGUUGUUCGGAGCUUUAGGCAGCAUCGGAGAUGGGUUACAGUAUCCUCUAAUGAUGUACGUUCUUAGCCAUGUCAUCAAUGAAUUUGGAAAUCCUAAUGUUAUUUUAAAUAAAGAAACAGUGGACAGAUACUCACUCAAGCUGCUGUAUGUUGCAAUUGCUGUUGGAUUUUCCGCUUUCGUCGAAGGAAUGUGUUGGACAAGAACUGCUGAGAGACAGACUUCUAGGAUGAGAACAGAAUAUCUGAAAUCUGUUUUAAGACAAGAAGUUGGCUUUUUUGACACACAAGAAGCUGGUACUUCCACUACAUAUCAAGUUGUUUCUACCAUAUCCAAUGAUGCUAAUGCAAUUCAAGUUGCAAUAUGCGACAAGAUACCUAACUGUCUUAUGUACAUGUCGACCUUCGUCUUCUGCCUCGGGACUUCCUUCGUACUAUCAUGGAAGCUGACAUUAGCCGCUCUGCCGUUAACAGUGAUGUUCAUCGUUCCGGGACUUGUAUUCGGGAAGCUAAUGAUGGAUACAAUAAUGAAGAUGAUUGGAUCAUAUGCAGUUGCUGGUGGGAUUGUAGAACAAGCAAUUUCAUCUAUAAGAACAGUGUAUUCAUAUGUUGCAGAAAGCCAUACACUAGACAGGUUCAGCAGUGCACUGCAAAACACAAUGGAAUUAGGCAUAAAAAUGGGUUUUGCUAAGGGCUUGAUGAUGGGCAGUAUGGGAAUAAUCUAUGUAGGUUGGGCUUUUCAGGCUUGGAUUGGUACUUAUUUGGUAACCGAAAAAGGCGAAAAGGGCGGAUCCAUCUUUGUAGCCGGAAUCAAUGUCAUUAUGGGAGGAUUGAGUGUUUUAGGUGCACUUCCGAAUCUAACUUCCAUCACAGAGGCAAAACUGGCCGCUACUCGUAUUUUCGAAAUGAUGGAUCGAAAUCCGAGUAUAGAUUCCGAAGACAAGAAAGGGAAGGCAUUGUCGUACGUAAGAGGAGAAAUAGAAUUUAAAGACAUAUAUUUUAGUUACCCAUCAAGACCUGAUACAGCAAUCUUUCAGGGAUUGAACCUCACAAUUCCAGCCGGUAGAACUGUUGGUCUUGUAGGUGGCAGUGGUUCAGGAAAAUCUACAAUCAUUUCAUUGCUUCAAAGAUUUUAUGAUCCAAUUGAAGGAGAAGUUCUGUUGGAUGGUUACAAAAUACGCAGACUUCAGUUGAAAUGGUUGAGAUCUCAAAUGGGUCUGGUUAAUCAAGAACCAGUUCUCUUUGCUACUUCUAUUAAAGAAAACAUAUUGUUCGGGAAAGAAGGAGCAUCAAUGGAUGAUGUUAUAAGUUCCGCUAAAGCUGCAAACGCUCACGACUUCAUCGUUAAGUUGCCGGAUGGAUACGAAACUCAGGUUGGCCAAUUCGGAUUCCAGAUGUCAGGAGGGCAAAAGCAGCGAAUUGCUAUAGCAAGAGCAGUAAUCCGGGACCCGAAAAUUUUGUUACUCGAUGAGGCAACGAGUGCACUUGACACACAAUCUGAAAGAUUAGUACAAGAGGCGAUUGAUCAGGCGUCGAAAGGAAGGACGACAAUCACCAUUGCUCACCGCCUUUCCACAAUCAGGACAGCGAAUGUAAUCGUGGUUCUUCAAGAGGGAAGAGUAAUUGAAUCGGGGUCUCAUCAAGAGCUGAUGCAAAUAAAUGACGGGCAGGGAGGAGAAUACAACCGGAUGGUGCAGUUGCAGCAGAUGGCAGCAGAAAAUGAAGCUCCAAAUGAUUUUAGUUAUAACAACGAUGAUCCGAGAAAAUUCAAUAAGAUGAAUGUUGCGCCAAGUCCGAUUAGUAUAAGAUCGACUGCUAAAAGCACUCCGGGGUUUCACCCUUUCAGCCCCGCGUUCUCCUUUGGCACCCCCUAUUCCUAUUCAGUAGCGUAUGAUCCUGAUGAUGACAGUGCGGAUUAUGGCCUCAAGGGAGCGAACUAUCCUGCUCCAUCUCAAUGGAGACUGCUGAAAAUGAAUGCACCGGAAUGGAGUACAGCUUUGAUUGGAUCCUUAGCUGCAAUAGGCUCUGGGGCAGUUCAACCCAUUAAUGCUUACUGUGUAGGAUCGCUUAUAGCAAAUUACUUCCGCACUGAUAAAUCUGCUAUAAAGCACAAAUCGAGGAUCCUGUCCUUUGUUUUCUUAGGCAUUGCUGUUCUCAACUUCAUCAGCGGUCUUCUCCAACACUACAACUUUGCAGUUAUGGGAGAAAAGUUGACGGAAAGAGUACGAGAGAAACUUCUCGCAAAGCUGAUGACUUUUGAGAUAGGAUGGUUCGAUGAUGACAAUAACACGAGUGCAGCAAUUUGUGCAAAAUUUGCAACUGAAGCCAACAUGGUUCGAUCACUCGUUGGAGAUCGAAUGUCAUUGUUGGUUCAAGCAAUUUUUGGUUCUAUUUUAGCUUAUGCAAUAGCACUUGUCCUGUCAUGGAGACUGGCACUUGUCAUGAUCGCGGUGCAACCAUUAGUCGUCGGAAGCUACUAUUUACGGAGUGUAUUAAUGAAAAGUAUGGCCGGGAAGGCGCAAAAAGCACAAAAAGAAGGAAGCCAAGUAGCAAGUGAGGCUGUAAUAAACCACAGAACAAUAACUGCAUUCUCUUCUCAGAAGAGAAUCUUAGGGAUAUUCAAAAACACUUUGAAAGGUCCUAAAGAGGAGAGCGUUAAACACGCCUGGCUCUCGGGUUUUGGUCUUUUCAGUGCUCAGUUUUUCAACACAGCUUCUACUGCAUUAGCUUACUGGUACGGCGGAAGACUCCUAACUGACGGGUCCAUAUCACCCGAGCACCUUUUUCAAGCGUUUUUGAUACUUCUUUUCACUGCUUACGUCAUUGCAGAAGCCGGCAGUAUGACUAAUGAUUUAUCUAAAGGAGGCGAUGCAAUUCGAGCAGUGUUCGCAAUCCUAGACAGGAAGAGCGAGAUUGAUCCGGAAAAUUCAUUUGGUUCAGACAUUAAGAAAGAGAUAAGAGGCCGUGUCGAUGUUAAAAAUGUGUUCUUUGCAUAUCCGUCACGACCUGAUCAGAUGAUCUUCAAGGGUCUGAACGUUAAAAUUGAUUCAGGGAAGACAGUGGCACUAGUGGGACCAAGUGGUUCAGGAAAAUCUACCAUCAUUGGCCUUAUUGAAAGAUUUUAUGAUCCAAUAAAGGGAUCAGUUUUAAUUGAUGGACAGGAUGUCAAAAACUACAAUCUGAGGAUGCUUAGAGCUCAUAUUGCAUUAGUCAGUCAGGAACCGACCUUAUUUGCUGGAACUAUCAGGGAGAACAUUGCUUACGGUAAACAGAACGCAAGAGAAUCGGAAAUACGAAAAGCUGCUCGUCGUGCCAAUGCAGAUGAAUUCAUCAGUGGAAUGAAAGAUGGGUAUGAUACAUACUGUGGAGAAAGAGGAGUUCAGCUAUCAGGAGGUCAAAAACAGAGGAUAGCACUCGCCCGUGCCAUACUCAAGAACCCAUCAAUCCUUCUAUUAGACGAGGCUACCAGCGCUCUAGACAGCGUCUCAGAGAAUUUAGUUCAAGAAGCACUCGAGAAAAUGAUGGUCGGAAGAACAUGCGUAGUUAUUGCGCACAGGCUAUCAACUAUACAGAAAUCCAACAUCAUUGCAGUUCUCAAAAAUGGGAGAAUUGUGGAAGAAGGCUCCCACAAUGAACUCAUGUCGUCGGGUCGUGGCGGAGUAUAUCAUUCUCUGGUAAAAGGGCAAAGCAGCAGCCCUUACCGUUGAAUCACAAUAAUUGUGAAUCAGAAUUGAUCAGAAAAAAAAAUUGAAUCCUAAACUUUAUAGACUUCGCUGCAGCUUUUACCUGAUGUCUCGAGCUUGGUAAAAUCACAUUGUCAGGAUUUUGGUUGCAGUUUUCUUAGAAGUUUUAGUAGAUUAUGUUAGAAAUUGUUCAGUUUGCUAGUUCUGUAAUUAUAAAAUGUAAGGAUAACAUAAUAAACUUGUUAUUCAACUUAAAUAUACAUCCCUCAAGUUUGAAGACAAUUGAA